Messenger RNA from Scheffersomyces stipitis CBS 6054, 1110 nucleotides. It is a transcript of the gene TRP4, whose product is annotated as anthranilate phosphoribosyltransferase. The record is from RefSeq and is a predicted model, not a curated record. NCBI's taxonomy places the organism in Eukaryota, Fungi, Ascomycota, Pichiomycetes, Serinales, Debaryomycetaceae. Gene Ontology annotation, biological process: L-tryptophan biosynthetic process. The coding region runs from base 1 to 1110 and encodes 369 amino acids. Gene Ontology annotation, molecular function: anthranilate phosphoribosyltransferase activity. Gene Ontology annotation, cellular component: cytosol. The transcript has a single exon.
AUGACUUCCGCCAACAAGAACAUCUUGACUCCGUACAUCAAGUCGUUGUUCAUGGAGCCUCCCAACUUGACUCCGGCAGAUUUGGCAACGGUGUUGCGAUGCAUCUUCAAGAACAUACCCAGCGAUAUCCAAUCAGCUGCGUUCUUGACAGCCCUCAGAAUGAGAGGCUUGGACCAAGAGUCAGAGUACAUCUCAGCAGCAGUACAUACUGUGUUGGAAUUUUCCAACGUAAUUCCUCCAGAAUUGGUGGAUUCGCAGGGCUAUAUCGACAUUGUAGGAACAGGAGGUGAUGGCCAGAACACUUUCAACGUCUCAACUUCAGCUGCUAUCGUCGCUGCCGGUAUGGGGUUGCCCAUUUGCAAGCACGGCGGUAAAGCUUCAACGUCUACUUCAGGUUCUGGUGACUUGCUUCGCUCGUUAGGCGUCAAUUUGAUGAAUGUCAAUGAGGUGACCACUCCUGAAAUCGUCAAGAGAUCCAACUUCUGUUUCCUCUUCGCUCCAGCAUUCCAUCCGGGUAUGGGCAAAGUCGCAAAUAUCAGAUCACACUUGGGGAUCCCCACUAUCUUUAACAUCUUGGGUCCGUUGAUCAAUCCGAUCCCACUCAGAGCAAGAAUCUUAGGUGUGUACAGCGAGAAGCUCGGAGAAGCCUACGCACAGGCAGCAGCCAUACUAGCCAAAGAAAACAAGGCUCACAAGAGAACUAUGGUCGUUUACGGUGACAUUGGGCUCGACGAGAUUUCACCUAUAGGAACCACCAAGUUCUGGAUGAUUGAAGAAGAUGGUAGUAUCACCAAAGGAGUCUUACUGCCACGUGACUUUAACUUGCCGGAACAUCCAUUGAAGUUUGUCAAAUCAGGCACUCCCACGGAAAACGCCGAAAUACUAUCGCAUAUCUUACGUCAAGACAGUGACCUCUACAAAGUAUCUGCACGCAUGAACCAUCCCCUUGUAGACUACAUUCUCAUGAACAGUGCUGCUGUAGCUGUUGUUGCUGGCAUUGCCCAGACUUGGGCGGAAGGUGUGGAGUUGGCCAAGGACUCCAUUCUCAGCGGUGCUGCAUUGUUGGCAUUGGAGAAUUUCAAGUCAGCUGUUGACGACUUGUCUGUUUAA